Molecule: messenger RNA, 1421 nt
Organism: Erigeron canadensis
Lineage: Eukaryota; Viridiplantae; Streptophyta; Magnoliopsida; Asterales; Asteraceae
Exons: 1
Coding region: 50-1255 (401 amino acids)
Source: RefSeq, a predicted model, not a curated record
UGAUGUUAGUAUCACGUACGGUUUGCUCCUUGGCGCGUUGGUUCUGGAUAUGACUUCACUAAUCAUGCUUUUGUUUUCGGAUUGGACCAUCAUUUCUAUCCGUGAAUCACCUGAUAUUGAUCAGCUCCAAUACUCUUGGAAGACAACCUUCUACACUGCACUUCUCAAGCUAAGGACAGAAGGUAUACAGCGUAAGGACACGUCAAAGUAUGAUCUCCCGAUAAUUGAGGAACAAAUAUUAGAAUCUCGUAAUCGUAAAGCUGGGUGGUUAAAACGAAGGUGGUCUGAAUCUGUUUCAACUUACAAUCUUAUCCAUUACUGUUUGCACCCACAUUGGACGAAAGUUAUCUGUGAAAAGUUGCACUUGGAUAGUGACUUUCUUGAUAGCCUCGUCCAUGUGCAGCAUAAGGCGUUCACCCCACACCUCAAAAACUUGAUCUUUGGGGAACUACAAUUGAAGACAGAAUUCGUAGACAGUCGGGAAACGUCGGAAGAGAUUGGUUCAGCACGAGGAGAUUGGGUGCUUCGAGUCGAAGCAGGUUGGAGUAGCUUACUCAAGUAUGUUGUAGAUGUAGACUACGAUCAAAGUCUCAUUCUAUGGCACAUCGCAACCGAGCUAUGCUACAACAAUGAGCUUUACGAGGAGUACAAAUUGAAGAGAUGCAAAAGAAACACAUUUCCAGAUCACCGAGAAAUGUCAAAACUCUUGUCAGAUUACAUGUUAUACCUGCUUAUAAUGCAUCCGAGCUUGAUGUCAGAAGUAGCUGGCGGUAUUGCACAAAUACGGUUCCAGGAUACUUGUGCUGAGGCCAGAAGGUUUUUCGAUGAAAGAAAUGUUAAAGAACUAACUCCACUUCAAGAAUUUACUAAAGAAGGUUGGGAAAAGCAUAUUGAUCUUAUUCAGGUAAAAGCCUGUGAUGAGAUUCUUAAAGUACCAACGAAAGGAGUCAUGCCGGCCACGAUAAAGGGUCACCUAAGCAAAUCAUUGCUAUUUGAUAGUUGCAUUUUGGCAAAAGAGUUGAUGCAGAUACAGCAGGAAAAAAACUUGAAUAAAUGGUUGAUUAUGAGCAAGGUAUGGGUUGAGUUGUUGUGUUAUGGUGCAAGGCAUUCACGAGCAAAUGUUCAUGCAGCACAAGUCAGCAACGGUGGUGAGCUCAUUUCUAUAGUUUGGUUAUUGAUGAAUCAUUUUGGUGUGGGAGAGCAAUUCCAAAUCAACGAGGGACAACCAAGAGCAAAACUAAUUGUUGGCAAGUAGUUUCACUACGUAGUACUGUGUUUCAAUUCUCUUAAUUUGUAACUGUGUAAUUCACUAAGAUGCAAUCAUUAAUGGACAUUUAGGAUAGUCUAUAAGCUUCAGUUUAAUUUCUAUACAUGUUUAUGUCAAUGUAACAAGCAUUUAAUCAAUAAUAACCUUCAAUUCA